GAGGGGGAGAGCUCUUCUUCUCACAGCGGCAGCGGGGCUCUUCGGACUGCACACACCGGGGCUUCAUCACAGCUCCGCGCGCUCUCACGGCGAGAAACGACGGACACGUCCCGCGGCGGUGUAUCCCUCCCCAUCCCGCCUCUCCGAUUCGGCACGUAGUUGCUUCCCCCCCCCCCAACAAUUUUAUUUCUAUUUGAUUUCUUUUAUUCUCGUACGCCCCACGCACACACUGCUGACAGUCGCUCCGCGGCGCACUCGGGUUCCUCUUUGCUGACAUGGUAGAUUACCACGCUGCCAAUAACCAAUCUUCGACGGGCGAGGUGCAGACAUACAUGGAGCAAGAGAACGACUGGGACCGGGACCUGCUGCUGGACCCGGCCUGGGAGAAACAGCAGAGGAAGACUUUCACGGCGUGGUGCAACUCCCACCUACGUAAGUCCGGCACGCAGAUCGAAAACAUCGAGGAGGACUUCAGGGAUGGACUGAAACUCAUGCUGCUGCUGGAGGUCAUCUCAGGCGAACGGUUACCCAAGCCUGAGCGAGGAAAGAUGAGGGUCCACAAGAUCAACAACGUGAACAAAGCCCUGGACUUUAUUGCCAGCAAGGGAGUGAGGCUGGUCUCUAUUGGAGCAGAGGAAAUUGUGGAUGGAAAUGCGAAGAUGACCCUGGGAAUGAUCUGGACCAUCAUCCUCCGCUUCGCCAUCCAGGAUAUCUCUGUAGAAGAGACCUCUGCCAAGGAGGGUCUUCUCUUGUGGUGCCAGAGGAAGACCGCUCCCUACAAGAAUGUCAAUGUGCAGAACUUCCACAUGAGCUGGAAGGACGGUCUCGCCUUCAACGCUCUGAUCCACAGACACAGACCUGAUCUCAUUGAUUACGACAGCCUCAGAAAGGAUGACCCAGUGACCAAUCUGAACAAUGCCUUUGAGGUGGCUGAGAAGCACUUGGACAUUCCAAAGAUGUUGGACGCAGAAGACAUCGUGGGCACGCUGAGGCCGGAUGAGAAGGCCAUAAUGACCUAUGUCUCCAGCUUCUAUCAUGCCUUCUCUGGUGCACAGAAGGCUGAGACGGCCGCAAAUCGUAUCUGCAAAGUGCUGGCUGUCAACCAGGAGAACGAGCAUAUGAUGGAGGACUACGAGAAACUGGCCAGCGACCUGCUGGAGUGGAUCCGUCGGACCAUCCCAUGGCUGGAGAACCGAACCCAAGAGAAGACUGUAAAUGAUAUGCAGGCUAAACAGGAGGACUUCAGAGACUACCGCUGUGUCCACAAACCACCAAAGGUCCAAGAGAAAUGUCAGCUGGAGAUCGGCUUCAACACUCUGCAGACCAAACUGAGACUCAGCAACAGGCCUGCCUUCAUGCCAUCAGAAGGACGCAUGGUGUCCGAUAUCAACGGGGCAUGGCACACUCUGGAAGGAGCAGAAAAAGGCUACGAGGAGUGGAUUCUCAGUGAGAUCCGACGUCUGGAGAGACUGGAACAUCUGGCCGAGAAGUUCCACCAGAAGGCUGCCAUCCAUGAAUCCUGGACCGAUGGUAAGGAGACCAUGCUGACCAAGAAGGACUACGAGACUUCCACCCUGUCAGAAGUCAAGGCGUUGCUACGGAAACACGAGGCCUUUGAGAGCGACCUGGCGGCUCAUCAGGACCGAGUGGAGCAGAUCGCUGCCAUCGCACAGGAGCUCAACGAGCUGGACUAUUACGACUCUGCCAGCGUCAACGCUCGCUGUCAGAAGAUCUGUGACCAGUGGGACGCCCUGGGCGCCCUCACCCAGAGCCGCAAAGAGUCCCUGGAGAGGACAGAGAAGCAGCUGGAGUCGAUAGAUGAGCUUUACCUGGAAUACGCCAAGAGGGCGGCGCCCUUCAACAACUGGAUGGAGGGAGCUAUGGAGGAUCUGCAGGACAUGUUCAUCGUCCACAAUAUCGAGGAGAUCCAGGGCCUGAUCACCGCCCACGAGCAGUUCAAGUCCACCCUCUCGGACGCCAACAAGGAGCGCAAGGCCAUCCAGUCCAUCCAGGACCAGGUGGAGGAGAUCGCUCACAACAACGGCAUCAAGCUGAGCGGAGGGAACCCCUACACCACCAUCACACCUAAGAGCAUCGACAGCAAAUGGGAAAAGGUAAUGGCCAUGGUGCCACAGCGUGACGACGCCCUGCAGGAAGAGCUCAACAAGCAGAACUCCAACGACACUCUGAGGGCCGAGUUUGCCACCCAGGCCAACGCGGUCGGUGCCUACAUACAGGACAAAAUGGAGGAAAUUGGCAGGAGAUCCAUUGAAAUGAACGGCACCCUGGAGGAUCAGCUGACCCACCUGAAGGAUUAUCAGACGACCAUCAUGUCGUACAUGCCUGAAAUCAACAAGCUGGAGGGGUCCCACCAGCACAUCCAGGAGGCCCUCAUCUUCGACAACCAGUACACUUCCUACACAAUGGAGCACCUCCGUGUGGGUUGGGAGCAGCUGCUGACCACUAUCGCCAGAACCAUCAACGAGGUCGAGAACCAGAUCCUGACGCGUGACGCCAAGGGCAUCAGCCAGGAGCAGCUCUUUGAGUACCGCACCUCCUUCAACCACUUCGACAAGGACCACAGUGGGGCCCUGAUGGCCGAGGAGUUCAAGGCCUGUUUGAUCAGUCUGGGCUACGAUGUGGAGAACGAAAAGCAGGGCGACAGCGAGUUUACUCGCAUCAUGGGCAUAGUGGACCCCAAUGGCAGCGGCGCCGUCACCUUCCAGGCCUUCAUUGACUUCAUGUCCAGAGAAACGACCGACACGGACACCGCAGACCAGGUCAUCGCCUCCUUCAAGAUCCUGGCCGCUGAUAAGACCUACAUCACGGCCGAGGAGCUGAGGAGGGAGCUCCCCCCCGACCAGGCGGAGUACUGCAUCGCCCGCAUGGCGCCCUACUCGGGGCCUGACGCCGUACCCGGAGCACUCGACUACAUGUCCUUCUCCACCGCCCUGUAUGGAGAGAGUGACCUGUAGAGCAGGCGAGAGGACGAGGAGGGCUGAGUAGAAAAAAAGGGGGGGGGGGGAUUGAAGAGGGAAGGUGGAGAGUUCUUCUGCGUGUGGAGGAGGUGCCAGGAAUCAGGUGUUUGGAGGAAUUUGAGUGGUGUUUGUGACGUGCCCCUGUGUGUGUGUGUGCUGGUUUAGAAAUCAUCAGAAAGUUUCACGGCUCUGAGCUUGUUGAUUGGACUGUAGUUAGGUUUGGCCUUCCGCCGAAUGUUUUCCAGCUCCGUUAUGUCACAAAGUGAUUGCGAGUAAUCAAGGUCACGUUUUCGUUAAAGCUCCGUAUGAACAGGCAUAUCCAGGGGCAGCUGUGGGAUGGUGGCACUCUGAAGUGCGGGUCCUUAGCUUCACCCUCUCUCCUUUGUGGGGUCAAACAGGGGAGGGACAUGGGAUAGGACUUGAGGGGCGGGAAGGGGGCACAAGCUAAUCUGAUACUUAUGCUAAUUUUUGUUUAUUUUAUUAUAAUUUUUUUCUUCUUGCCAGGGGGGGUGCAGGGCGGUGUGGGGUUUGACGUGGUGACUGGCGAGGUUUGUGUAUUAGAUCCUAGAGAUAUAUGCUGUGGAUGUCAGGGGUUGGGGGGGGGGGGGGAUGAACAACCAGAGAUAAAAAAAAUUACAUAUUUACCCAUAAUUCCUGUGUUGCUGGAUAAGGUGACCUGUUUAACCUCGGCUCUUUUCCUCCUCCUGUCUUUCUUUAUUUCUUUUCUUUUUUUCUUCCUGGAGCAGGUGGGUGGUGGGGUCGGGUGGGGACGUUGAUCGGUGCGGGGCGGGAGGGGCGGGGAUCAGCGCUGUACAUACUUAUUUUUUCAGUGCAAAGAAUGACACACACGGUCCCAGUUGUUGAGAAUAAACGAUCAGAGGCGUUCCAGACGGUCAAGCAGAGUGACAUUUAUUCAAAUAAGUAAAACAAAAUUAAAUUAACAAAUUUAAAAGCCAGUGAUAGCGACACAGAGUAGUUUCACCAGUGGAUAGGUUUGAGCUUCUGGAAGUCUUUUCCUAAGUUUUUUUCUUUUCUUUUAGCAAUUGAAAACAUUCAUGGAAGAGGUUGGUAGCCAUGGAGAUGUGGCCUUCCUGUAUAAAUCCCAUGAAAGGCAAUACCGUAAUUAAUCACAAAUAUUUGCUUCUGUGAAACUAUUCUCCUCUAGUUGUGGGCAUCAGGUGCUUAUUUAAAUACAAUACUAUACAUUUAUAUGAUGGGUAAGACAAAUAGUCAGUGUUGGUCCACUUUUAUAUACCGGAAAUCGUACACACAUACAGAAAUAUAUAUACAUGUCAUGUCUCUUCUUUUUCUUUUUUGGUCACCAUGGUAAGAGCAAUACGGCGCACUCCUGAUUUGACUUUUAGAAAAACAUUAUUAAAAAUUGAAAAACGUGCCUAUUGGUGGCUACAGCCCUGUCCCUCUAUCUCUUACUCUCUCCCUACCUCACUCUCCCACUUCCCCCCCCCUCUCUCCCCCAUCCCCACAUUUGUCUAUGAUGAGAAGGGGACAAAAUUACUGCAAGGAAGGGGGGGGUAUGGAUCAGGUAGGGGUCUUCAUGUAAACAUUCCAUCAUGUGCAAAUAAAAAAUAUUACAAUUUAAAAAAAGAAAAGAAGUUGUUAUGUAAAAAGCUAUGCAAUCAUAAUGUGUUGAAUAUCUGAGUCCCGGGGAGAUAUGUGGGCAUCAAUCAGGCCCUCCUGCAAAGCUGCCCUGUCUAAAUUAAAGAGGAGAACAGAUCGCUCCAGUGUUUGGUGGCUGUUGGGGGAGAGAGGGGGGAGACGGACAGACAGACAGGGAGGGAACUGAGAAGGAAAGACUUGGACCAAAAGCUUGUUUCUUUUCUUUUUCUUUUGUUUUUUUUCAUGCAAGAUUGGAGAGAAGUGAACUCUGGAAUUGUGAUUUUCCUUUUUUUGUACUCUUUAAUAUCAAACCUUAUCUGCUGUACUGGAAACUGCAACGCCUUCUGUCUCUAAUGAUAAGUGAUAAGUGAGUUUCACAAAGCACACAUUAAAGUUUCCUUACAAAAUA
Molecule: messenger RNA, 5004 nt
Organism: Scophthalmus maximus (turbot)
Lineage: Eukaryota; Metazoa; Chordata; Actinopteri; Pleuronectiformes; Scophthalmidae
Gene: actn4
Product: actinin, alpha 4
Exons: 22
Coding region: 276-2975 (899 amino acids)
Biological process (GO): actin cytoskeleton organization; muscle cell development
Cellular component (GO): cell junction; plasma membrane; cell projection
Molecular function (GO): actin filament binding; calcium ion binding
Source: RefSeq, a predicted model, not a curated record